GGACCGUCCAUUGCAUCAACCAGCUGUCCUUUUAAUUACCCUAUUAUCAAUCUGGACUGUCUAUUGACGUGACGAACUAAUCAAUUUCUUUUACGGAACUGGAAAUGUUCAUAGUGGACGGUAUGCUUCAGAUCGCCUCCGUUCCUGGAACUCCAAAGCUCUUCUCUAGCAAAGAGCCUUUUCCCGCCCAUGGAUUUCGCAUCAAAUUACGAAAUCGCCCGCACCGCCGAUUUCAUCCGCAGCAGAAACUUCACCAGAGUCGCAUUGCAGUUCCCUGACGAGCUGUUGAAGGACUCUACAAGAGUCGCCAGCGCUCUCAGAGAUGAGCUUCGAUCGUCACUGGUCGGAGAAUCCGAACCGUCAGAUCGGAGAGAUGUGGGGAUCUACGUGAUGGCGGACACGACGUAUGGUAGCUGCUGCGUGGACGAGGUUGGAGCUUCUCAUGUCGAUGCUGAUUGCGUUGUGCACUAUGGACAUACCUGUCUCAGCCCAACAUCAACAUUGCCAGCGUUGUUUGUUUUUGGUAAAGCUUCUCUUGACGUGAAUGCCUGUGUUGAGUCGCUAUCCAACUGCUUAUCGACCAGUGACAAGCCUGUUAUGGUACUCUUUGGAUUGGAAUAUGCUCAUGCUGUACAAAGUAUCAAAGAAGCAAUGGCAGUUGAGUCAUCAAGAUUGUGUAGAUCCAACGUUUCAUUGCAUUAUGCAGAUGUCAUGUGCAUAUUUAUGAAUCCAGCAGAAGAUAAUAAAACUCACAAUGGGCACAUGGGGUCCUCCAAUGGCUUCUAUGCUAAUGGAGAAGCUCUCAGGCAUGUUGACAACAACAAGACUCUUGAGUCUGAUCCUUGUAAGAGAAUGAAUUCCACAACAGCUGGUAUGAGCUACAGUAUUGGAGGUCUGACAUGGAAUUUACCACAUGGCCACAAGAUGGAGGAUUACUUGCUAUUAUGGAUCGGUUCUGACAAUUCAGCAUUUGCAAACGUUGUUCUCACAUUCAACAGCUGCGAAAUAGUCAGAUAUGAUGCACAUGAAAAUCAUUUGGUGAGGGAUUUGUCUCAUCAGAAAAGGAUUCUCAAGCGAAGAUAUUACCUUGUGGAGAAAGCAAAGGAUGCAAACAUUAUUGGCAUUUUGGUGGGCACUCUCGGUGUAGCCGGAUAUCUGCAUAUGAUUCAUCAAAUGAAAGACUUGAUCAAGGGAGCUGGGAAAAAGGCCUAUACUCUUGUUAUGGGAAGACCGAACCCUGCAAAACUUGCAAACUUCCCCGAGUGUGAUGUUUUCAUUUAUGUCUCCUGCGCCCAAACUGCACUCUUGGAUAGCAAAGAGUUCUUAGCUCCAGUGAUCACACCUUUCGAAGCCAUGCUGGCUUUCAACAGAGGAAGCCAGUGGACAGGAGCAUAUGUGAUGGAAUUUCGUGAUUUGAUGGCUUCUUGUUCUCUAGAAGACAACAACAAAACAGAAGAAGCUCGGUUUUCUUUUCUGAAAGGAAGCUAUGUAGAAGACAUUGUGCUGCAAGGAAAGCCAGAGGAACAGAGGGAAAGAGCUCUCGUCUUGCCAGAGGCAACGGAGAAUGCUCUGAAGGUGGCGGACAAGCACCCACCUGUUUUAGUAAAGGGAACAGCUAAUUCUGGGGCUGAGUAUUUUGCCUCCCGAUCCUAUCAUGGCCUUGACAUGCGGACCGAGAAUGAGCCUCGUUCUUUUGUCAUUGGCAGAACUGGGAAGGCCUCUGGUUACAACCAUGAGAUGCAAAAGCAGGAAGAUUGAUGAAGAGGCCACCGAGUAGCUUCAAAGAAACAGUUUGUUCUCCAAGUGCAGUUCAGGCCACGAAUGGCGACUUUGGUUCUCUUUUGCUUCUUUUUAUGAUGGGUGAGUUACAGUUAAGGUCACCGGCAGUAAAGAUUUAAGCUGAGACCAUGUUGCAUCACCACAACUUCACCAUUGAGAAGAUAAUCGAGAUGCAAGCAUGGGCCGGCAAUGCUCAUUGCCAGCAGUUCUUGUAACAGUAGGUUGUUUUUUUGCAGAGCAAUGAUAAGCUGCUUCUCUCUCUCUCUCUCUCUCUCUCUCUCUCUCUCUCUCUCUCUCCCUCCAUUUUUCUUCUUUAAAUUGUCAAGGUACUUAUAUUUUGUUCGUUGAAUCAAAUACUGGUAUAAUUGCUUAAGAAAGUCCUCCCCAAUCUCCUGGAUUAUCAGCUCAAUCAAAAAGAGGCAGUCGACUGGUCAUCCUGCCUCUGGAUUGUCGACUCCUAUA
Messenger RNA from Magnolia sinica, 2241 nucleotides. RefSeq lists its product as uncharacterized. Lineage: Eukaryota; Viridiplantae; Streptophyta; Magnoliopsida; Magnoliales; Magnoliaceae. Gene Ontology annotation, biological process: protein histidyl modification to diphthamide. Gene Ontology annotation, molecular function: 2-(3-amino-3-carboxypropyl)histidine synthase activity. The transcript is spliced from 10 exons. The record is from RefSeq and is a predicted model, not a curated record. Bases 190 to 1758 code for a protein of 522 amino acids.